Messenger RNA from Myxocyprinus asiaticus (Chinese sucker), 3628 nucleotides. Its product is annotated as fibroblast growth factor receptor substrate 2-like. Gene Ontology annotation, biological process: cell surface receptor protein tyrosine kinase signaling pathway. Bases 314 to 2185 code for a protein of 623 amino acids. The transcript is spliced from 8 exons. The record is from RefSeq and is a predicted model, not a curated record. NCBI's taxonomy places the organism in Eukaryota, Metazoa, Chordata, Actinopteri, Cypriniformes, Catostomidae. Gene Ontology annotation, cellular component: cytoplasm.
UGUUAUAAUUGCACGCAAUUUAUUUUUUUCUUAGUUUCGCCACUAUUAUAAGCAUAAAAAACGACCACCACGCCGACCGCCAAAUCUUACGGUGUAGCAUCCGCCGUGGACUGCUGUUUGCAUCCUUCAUCUGUCUCGUCUCGUAUCGCAAUCAUUGCCAAACAUGAGAAAUGAAACAUUUGUGCACUGGGACUGGAUGCUCUUACCAGCACACUUUACUUCUACUAUGACACCCAGCAGAGGACUCUGGGAUUGACGCAAGCAUCACUCCCACUGAUGGCCUGGACCACGUUUCAGCUGGCCUGCUGAAGCUAUGGGGAGCUGCUGGAGCUGUCUAUACAGAGACACUAUCCAAGACAACCAUCUCAACAAAUUCAAGGUGACUAAUGUGGACGAUGAGGGAAAUGAGUUGGGCUCAGGAACAAUGGAGCUCACACAGACAGAGCUCAUUCUGCACACACGCAAACGUGAUGCCAUCCGGUGGCCGUACCUCUGCCUGCGCCGCUACGGUUAUGAUUCCAACCUCUUCUCUUUCGAGAGUGGCCGCCGUUGCCAGACUGGACAAGGGAUCUUUGCAUUCAAAUGCUCUCGUGCAGAAGAGAUCUUUAAUCUGCUACAGGAGUUGAUGCAGUGUAACAGCAUCAAUGUGGUGGAGGAGCCUAUGAUCAUGACCGGGCACGCACCAGAGAUGGACAUGCCUCGAACUCCACAGACACCCAAUACCCCUGGAUACCCGAUGCAGGGUUUUCCUAAUGGAUACCCAGGAUACCCAAUCAGUGCAGACUCAUCACAGCCUUCUCUCACUAAUGACCACAGACACAGCCUCAUGGGACUGGAUGACCAAACCCAUACAUAUGUGAAUACAGUGGGCAUGGAAACUGACCUCUCUAGCCGCCACUGUGUCCACUCCCUGCCGGAAGUGCGGCCCACCACCUACCCGGAAGCCUCAACUACCACCACCAUACGUGGGGGCCCAGUCCAAGGCCAGCCCAGCUUGCACUGCUGCCCAAUGGACGACCCUCACAAAGACCCUCAGGUCUUCCUCCAACCUGGAGCCCAGGAGGUGAAGUUCAUGUUGGGGCCGAUGCCAGCACAGCGCCGCCUAAUGGAGAGAGACAGAGAGCGCCACGUCACUCACUCGCUUCGAGCACCAGACGGUAGCUCUGAGACAGAGGGAGAGGAGUCCGUACACAUGUGCAACACACACUCUUACCACCAUUGCCACCAUCUAAUGCACCGACACCCGAGAAUGGAGCCUUGCCCAGAAAGCCAGCUAACAUAUGAGAAUAUCAAUGGACUCAGAGGGGGACGCAGACAAAGGCUGAGUCCGAGCACCGUGUCUCAGACGCAGUCGUUGGGCUCCAGCAGUAGUAGCAGCACUACUGGUGAUUCCCGCACAUACGCACAUCCGCACUCCCUCCCGCUCACGCACACGCACCCUUCCUCACUGCCUCCACAGGCAUACGGAUGUGACCGGGGAAUGGGGGUCGGUGGUCAUCGUCGCACUGCGUUGCUCAACUAUGAGAACCUUCCAUCAUUACCACCAGUUUGGGAAUACCGUGCACUUCAGCGGGAGGAAGAGGAGGAUCAGGAUGAAGAUGAGGAUGAGGACGAGUAUGAGGAGGAAGAGGAGGAAGAGUAUGACGAGUACGAGUAUUCAGAAGGACCCGUAACCCCAAACGGAUAUCAUCAGGAAAGUGGCGGAACUGGUGGGACUCAUCGUGAUGCUCUGCAGAACUACGUCAACACUGGAAAGAUUCAGCCUCCAACACAUCUUCGUCAUGCUUGCCCUCCCCACCCUCACUCAACUGAGCGGGCCAACCACGUUUUCAACUUUGACUUCAGACGUCAGCGAGCAGGAGGUGGCAACACCACCUGUGAGCAACACGGCCAUCACCCGCCGCCUCCUCCAUCUCGCCAGCUCAACUACAUCCAGGUGGACCUGGAGGGUGAGCCCUCUGGUUGCUUGGGACAUGGGGGCGGGGCUCCAGUACCGCAGAGACCGCCUCCACUUAAACGUGGCAUGGCUGCUGCCUCCGCAGCUCCCUCCUCCCAGCGUGGAGAAUUCUACGCCGUGAUUGACCUAAAGAAGACAGCAGCCAUGUCCAACCUGCAGAAAGCUCUCCCUCGGGACGAUGGCACCUCACGAAAGACACGCCACAACAGCACCGACUUGCCUCUGUGAGAGAGAAAGGGAGGGAUAGAGAGAGUAACAGGUAUGACAGGAAUAGAAAUUAGGGAAAUAAAGGGAAAUAAUAAAAGUUGGGAUUCUGUCAUUAUUUACUCGCCGUCAUAUUGUUCCAAACCCAUAUUACUUUCUUUCUUCAAUGGAACGCAGAAAGAGAUGUUUGGCAGUGCACCUUGUUAGUCAGCAUUUACUGUCAUUGUAUAGAAAAAAGAUGCUGAGACUAACAUUGUGCCUAACAUCUGCUUUUGCUUUUCACGGAGGAAAAGCAGUCAUAUGGAUUUGGAACAAGAUGAGUGUGAGUAAAUGAUGAUAGAAUUCAAAUUUUUUUGUGAACCAUCCCUUUAAGGAAAGAGAGUUCUGGUGGUAUUUUUCUUCCACCAUAAUGGUGGAGCAUCUAUUUUCCCAUUUUCUACACUUUACACUCAUACCAACUGCUGCUUGAUAAAAUAAUAACUCCAUUGAGCCAAGCAUUGAACAUUUGCUCUAUUCAUUUUUUUCUCACAUUUUGUGUGGAAAGGUUGGGAAACGAUAGUGUUUUUUGCUUGCUGUCUAGGCUUUGGGCCAAAGAAGUUUAUCUGCAGUGUUUCUACUUCUCAAAAGUCAAAGUUAAGCUUCUUAAUCCUUUAUUUGAUUUUUUUAUUUUUUAUAAAUUUGACAUCACUUUGGGAUUAGUUAUGGGAUUAUUUAAAGGUAUAGUUCACCCAAAAAUUAAAAUUCAGUAAUCAUCUACUCACACUCAUGCUGUGGAAAUGAUACGAUUUUUCUUUUUCCAUGGAACACAGAGUUUUUCACGAUUGUCCAAGCUGCUAAUGGGGGUGCUGUCAAGUUUCAGAAAGGACAUAACACUAGCACAUAUAGUUAUAAGAAAAAUUUGCUAAAGUUUUCAACUUAUCUGGAAAAAACCCCCCAAAGAAACAAGCGAAGACAAGCUUUUCAUCAUGGUGUCUAUUUCAGUUCCCAUGUGUAACUAUGUGGAGGCUGAAACAAGUAUGAAGACAGCUAAUUGUUUAGUAUUUUAAAGCCACCUGUAAAGCAUAUAAUCUCCUAUCCUCAGGAAUUGAUCAAAUCAGUUCAGUUUGCACUUAUCAUUCUCAAAUUGUAACUGAGCCUCCCGUGAUUCCAUAAUUCCCCACUGAGGCAUGGUAAAAGAAAGUUUACAUGAUUAAAAGUAAUUAUUCAUAAUGUUAAAGGACGUCAUUAGGGAAGAUCCGUAGUACAUUUAGAACAGCUUGUGGUGGUUUUACUUAGAGUUGUCUGUUUUGACUGCUAAAGUCCAGAUCUCGGCACUGCAAAGCAUAUGACUAAUUCUAGAUCUGAAAAAAUUAUUAUUGUUAUGAUUAUUCAGUAUCUGCUCAAACUUUGGCUCUUAGCACAAUUGCAAGUCAUUUUAUUUUAUUACAUCUCUGAAAUCUCAAGAUUAGUCUCGUCUCAAGAACAAGG